AUGGCCUCCCGACCUACCGUCAGCAUCAUCGGCAAAGAUGGUCGCCCUUCGGGCCAGACCCAUGUCAUGCCCGCUGUCUUCAGCAGCCCUAUCCGACCUGAUGUCGUCCAGAAGGUUCACACCGGAUUGGCGAAGAACAAGCGUCAGCCUUACGCCGUCAGCGUGAAGGCCGGUCACCAGACCUCUGCCGAGUCUUGGGGAACUGGUCGUGCCGUUGCCCGUAUUCCCCGUGUCUCUGGUGGUGGUACUCACCGUGCCGGUCAGGCUGCCUUCGGUAACAUGUGCCGUUCCGGUCGCAUGUUCGCUCCCACCAAGACCUGGCGCAAGUGGCACAUCAAGAUCAGCCAGGGCCAGAGGCGCUAUGCCACCUGCUCCGCCCUCGCUGCCACCGCCGUCGCUCCUCCUCUUGGCCCGUGGCCACCAGAUCUCAAGAUCGCCGAGGUUCCCCUCGUCGUCGACUCCGCCCUUGUCGGUGGUGCCGCCCUCGCCAAGACCGCCACCGCCGUUGCUUUCCUCAACGCCGUCGGUGCCGGCCCCGAGAUCUCCAAGGUCAAGAACUCCAGGAAGAUCCGCGCCGGUAAGGGUAAGCUCCGAGGCCGCCGCUUCCGCCAGCGACGUGGUCCCCUCGUCAUCUACGACCCCGAGACCGACGGCCGUGAGCUCUACAAGGGCCUCCGCAACAUCCCCGGUGUUGAGACCUGCUCCGUCACCGCCCUCAACCUCCUCCAGCUCGCCCCCGGUGGUCACCUUGGCCGCUUCGUCAUCUGGACCUCUUCCGCCUUCAAGGCCCUCGACACCAUCUACGGCACCACCACCGAGCCUUCUGCCCUCAAGAAGGACUUCCUCCUUCCCUCCAACAUCGUCUCUCAGGCUGAUCUCACCCGUCUGAUCAACUCUUCCGAGACCCAGAGCGCUCUCAACGCGCCAAAGGGCAGCAAGGUCACCCGCCGCACCGUCGUCCAGAAGAAGAACCCCUCAAGAACAAGCAGGUCAUGCUCCGCCUGA
This is a messenger RNA of Parascedosporium putredinis, 1005 nucleotides long. The record is from the annotation of a GenBank genome assembly. NCBI's taxonomy places the organism in Eukaryota, Fungi, Ascomycota, Sordariomycetes, Microascales, Microascaceae.